AUUCGCGCCCCGGAAAUGAUAGGGACAGACAUUCUGUUGCUUGUUACGGAGCGCCAACUUUUACUUCUUCGUUUGAGUGAAUCCAAUUCAGUUGGUUUACUAGCAACCCUUGAGAGCCCAUUUUCAAUCAAAACGGCUUCUGUAGUUAUGCAGACUGUUAGCAGGCAAAUUUGGACUGGUCAUUCGGAAGGCCGUAUAUCCAUUCAUCAUCUUAGUCAAGAAGACAAGUUCUCGUUUUCUUCUUCGUUGUAUUUGCCAGAUGAUAACGUGAUUGUAAAAGAUAUAGUGGCCAGUAGAGAUGGGAAUAAUGUAUGGGUCACCUAUGAAGGAGGAUCUCGCGUAUUUUGUUAUGAUGUUGAAAGACGUCAGAUCUGUUCGUCACUUGAUAUUCGAAAGGUUAUGCCGGGUGGGUUCUAAUA
Messenger RNA from Strongylus vulgaris, 419 nucleotides. The record is from the annotation of a GenBank genome assembly. NCBI's taxonomy places the organism in Eukaryota, Metazoa, Nematoda, Chromadorea, Rhabditida, Strongylidae.